Wyeomyia smithii (pitcher-plant mosquito) is the source of this 2866-nucleotide messenger RNA. Its product is annotated as ribosome biogenesis protein BOP1 homolog. The transcript has 6 exons. The record is from RefSeq and is a predicted model, not a curated record. Lineage: Eukaryota; Metazoa; Arthropoda; Insecta; Diptera; Culicidae. Gene Ontology annotation, biological process: ribosome biogenesis; maturation of LSU-rRNA from tricistronic rRNA transcript (SSU-rRNA, 5.8S rRNA, LSU-rRNA). The coding region runs from base 122 to 2737 and encodes 871 amino acids. Gene Ontology annotation, molecular function: ribonucleoprotein complex binding; protein binding. Gene Ontology annotation, cellular component: PeBoW complex; preribosome, large subunit precursor.
CACACGCACGCGUCGCGCAUGUUUUAUUUUGCGGUGCAGGCAGGCAUUUCGCACGUGUAUUCUGAGUCGUCUUCAAUUUAAGGAAACUUUUACAGUUUAAGUUUGUUCUGUUCAACGAAAAAUGGUAGCUCACAGACAGAAAUCUGCAAAACGAAAGGCACCGGCUGUUCCAGAGCAAAAACAUACUGAGAAAUUGGCAGCAAAGUUGAGUGCUAAAACCGACCAGCUGAUCGGCGAGGAAUCAGCCAGUGAUUAUUACGAAUCAGAUGAGGAAAACUUUCUCACUAACAUUAAUAAUGAAAACGAUAACGACAGCUCUGAUUCCGAUGGUGAAGGUGAGGGUGAGGGUGAGGAUGAAGAAGCAGGCUCCGACGAAGAGGUGCAGGACUUCGAGAGUGUCGAUUCGGAUUUCGAAGAUCAGUCUGGUAAAGAAGAAAGCGAACAGGAAGCCGAUGGUGAAGAAGAGCUCGAUUCGGCGGACGAUGUGAACAGUGAUAGUUCACCAGAACCGGACGACGAAGACGAUGAGAGUGAUGAUGAACUUGAAUUCGAAGAAGACGUAGCAGAACCAGAAAAACCGAUAGCUUUAGCAUCAAAACACAAAGAAGGUAAAUCAAAUAAUGCUAAGGUAGCUCAAAAACCAGACGAAUCAGGUGAUGAAAAUGACGAUGACGAAGAAACCGCGCAAUUGCUUAAAGCAGCCAACAAGGAGGAUGAAAAAUUGGUUGAAAUUGAUAGCGUUUUGGGAAAACCCAUAGUCAAAACCAGAGGCGUUGGCAUGUUUCCUUCGGAAUCAAAAUCACGCCUCCAGGAAGCGGAUGAGUAUGCCGCAGGAGAUACAUCGGAUGAGGAGGAUAUCAGAAAUACUGUCGGAAAUAUACCGAUGCAUUGGUACGACGAAUACAAGCAUAUCGGUUACGAUUGGGACGGAAACAAACUGAUCAAACCGCCGAAGAGUGAUGCGAUCGAUGAUUUUCUCAAGAAAAUGGAAGAUCCAGACUUUUGGCGAACGGUUAAGGAUCCACAAACAGGACAAAAUGUUAUCUUGAGCGAAGAAGACAUUGGCAUCAUAAAGAGAAUAAUGGCUGGCAGAAACCCGGAUGUGCAGUAUAAUGACUAUGAACCUUGGAUCGAGUGGUUCUCGUCAGAAGUGGAGAAAAUGCCAAUCCGUAACAUCCCGGACCACAAGCGAUCGUUUUUACCAAGUAAGUCAGAAAAGCAAAAGAUUGGUCGUCUCGUGCAUGCUCUCAAGAUGGGUUGGAUUAAAACGCGCGCCGAAACCGAACGGCUAGCGGCACAGAAAAAGGGUCCCAAGUUCUACAUGGUGUGGGAUACUGAUCACGGAAAGGAAGAAAUGCGACGCAUCCAUGAUCACGUGGUAGCCCCGAAGCGUCCCCUUCCUGGUCAUGCCGAAUCGUACAACCCACCGCCAGAGUAUUUGUUCAAUGAACGUGAGUUAGCAGAAUGGAACAGUCAUGAGGAAGAACCCUGGAAGAGAAAGUUGCACUACAUCCCGCAAAAGUACAACUCCCUGCGGGAGGUGCCUUAUUACGAUAAAUACAUUAAAGAGCGUUUUGUACGUUGCUUAGAUUUGUAUCUCUGUCCUCGUGGUAAAAGAACUAGGGUAACCGUCGGACCAGAGUAUCUUAUACCGAAGCUGCCUUCGCCAAGAGAUCUGCAACCGUUCCCAACUUUGCAAAACCUGAUUUAUAAGGGACACACCGAUAUGAUUCGCUCUAUUAGCAUUGAGCCUAAGGGAGAGUAUUUGGUGAGCGGAUCCGAUGAUCAAACUGUUAAAAUUUGGGAAAUCUCUACUGCUCGAUGCAUCCAAACCAUCCAAACGGGAGACGUCGUUCGUUCGGUGGCUUGGUGUCCGAAUAGUAAAAUUUCACUGAUCGCGGUGGCAAGCGGAAAACGUCUGCUGCUUAUCAAUCCUAAGGUGGGCGAUAGUUUGAUUGUGAAAAAGACGGACGAUCUAUUGGUGGAAGCUCCCAAAUCGGAGGUAGUCGAUAACGAACGAAUUGCUACUGCCGUACAGUGGGUGGAAGUUUCGGAAGAUGACCGGAAAGCUGGCGUGCGUAUCGUUAUCGAUCAUUUCAAAGAAGUGAAACAGGUUACGUGGCAUGGUAGGGGAGACUACUUUGCAACAGUUAUGCCCGAAGCGGCAAACCGGUCUGUACUGAUUCACCAGUUGUCCAAACGAAGAUCACAGCUGCCGUUUUCCAAAAGCAAAGGACUUAUUCAAUGCGUUCUUUUCCAUCCUGUAAAGCCGUGUCUUUUUGUUGCUACCCAGCGACAUGUUCGAGUUUACGAUUUGGUUAAACAGGAGCUACUGAAAAAGCUAUUUCCGAGUUGUAAAUGGAUCUCCAGUAUGGCCAUUCAUCCAAAGGGGGACAAUUUACUGGUGGCUACGUACGAGAAAAAAAUGAUGUGGUUUGAUCUGGACCUGUCCACACGACCGUAUCAACAGCUGAAGUUACACUACUCGGCAGUUCGGAAUGUAGCGUUCCAUCUGCGCUAUCCGUUGUUUGCAUCAGCUAGCGACGAUCGUAGCAUAAUCGUGUCACACGGAAUGGUUUAUAGUGACCUGCUGCAAAAUCCACUGAUCGUUCCCCUAAGACGGCUGGAACAUCAUGAUCGUGUUAAUGAUUUUGGAGCGUUUGAUGUCGUGUUUCACCCAACGCAGCCAUGGUUGUUUUCGUCUGGUGCGGAUCAUACGAUUCGGUUGUAUACAUAAAAUAAUAUAAGUUUGUGUAUAUAUGCGCUAGGUCUUCUGCCAUUGCUUUUGUUUCAAUUUAUUUUUGAAAUACAAAUUCACAGAUUACUAACGAUUGUUCUCUAGAAAGUAAAGUAAGUUCUGCUUCAA